AUGGCUGCUCCGAUCUCGAAAGAUAUCACCAACUUGGAUGGAACAUGGAGCUUGAACAGGAAGCUCUCUGAUGAUCCCGAUGGAGUAUUUGCUUUGCAAGGUGUGCCGUGGAUUACCCGGAAGGUCCUGCGUUUUGCCAGCCUCACUUUGCAUAUCACCCAGUCGGUUUCACUGUCGGAUGCCAGCAGCACCGACUCCUCAUCUGACAUGGGCUCGGUCACGACCAUGUAUGUGAAGCAGGUUGUACACCCUGGUGGGUUCAAUAGCGAAACAUCCUGCCCUCUGAACGGAAUUGGGCAAGAUAUGUCACUUCCCAUCUUUGGCGAUAUCAACAUGCAGUUGCGAUACAUGAACACCGCGGAUAUCAAGGACGAUGUGCUUCGUCAGGGAUUUGAAGAAGGAUGUUCCUCAAGUAUAGUUAUUGAUGAGGCUGCCUACAAUACUAAGAUGGAUUGGACUGCGCAUGUGCUUUGGGGCUUCGAGAUGAUUAAUGGCAAACGAUACCUCACUCGCAACGCUCUUACUUCGAAGAAUUCCCAGAAGGACAAGCCGGUUACUGCUAGAAUGGUCUAUGAUUACCAUGCCUAA
Molecule: messenger RNA, 588 nt
Organism: Penicillium pulvis
Lineage: Eukaryota; Fungi; Ascomycota; Eurotiomycetes; Eurotiales; Aspergillaceae
Exons: 3
Coding region: 1-588 (195 amino acids)
Source: RefSeq, a predicted model, not a curated record